GAGGUUCUAUUAAUUUUCCGUUGGAAACGCUAAGAAACGUACGAGGCAUACAUGAAAUAGAUGAAGGAUCGAUCAUAUGAUACCCCAUCACAAAUAACGAACUAAUUUGGUUAAUUAAUUCACCGAUCAAAGUCGACCACAGUCAUUAUCGAGUAGAGGAAAAGGCUGUGGAUUUAACCCGAUAUUUAAACUCAUCCCUGCACCAUAGCCACGCCAAUGACUUCUCUCUCAUGCCGAUCAUGGUGGGCUACCAACACGAUCGAAUCCAUCUCUCUUCUAUCUUAUCCGGUCUUUCAUCUGUCCUUCCUGUCUCUUCUCUAUUUUGCCUGGGCAUGACAAUGACAAGAAGAUAACCGAAAACCACAGCAGUAGGCAACGGGAGUGAUCUUUUUAAGGCUUGUUUUCCCAAACUCCCCUUGUUCUCUCUCAGUCAUCCUCGCACUGUUGCAUUUGAUCCUCCACGUUUCAAUCUCACUACAGCCAAUUUGUUUGUGAAUUUUUGACGAAGCUGGUAGAGACAGCAGCUAAAGAGGGUGCAGAGGACAGCAGCUUGCUCCAGUGAUAGAGACACAGAAGAGCUCUGCUCUCUGGCCACACCUGCACCUGCACCUGCAGCAGUCUUACUAGUAAGAAAGGGAAGAGACCUCUGUCCCCAGGUGCGUGCCAGCAUCUCACAUGCAUCCUUCUGACAACAUCACCAUCGACAAAUGGCAGUGACACACACACACACAGGUCUCUGACACCACCUGCAUCCAACUUUUAUGGCGCUCUGCGCCCAGAUGACAUGCAUGGGAAUGCAAUGCAGCUCAUGUCUCCUCCGCAUGCUUUCAUGCAUCCGCCGUUGUAACCCCAAUAUGAAAGACUCGGCCUGCGGGAACCAUCUCUUGAAGCUCCUGUUAGGUUUCCUGUGAUCAUGAGUGGCAUAAGCAGUAGUUACCCCUUCACUCCAUCUCAAUGGCAGGAGCUGGAGCAGCAGAGACUCUUCUACAGAUACAUGGUCUCGGGCAUCCCCAACCCUUGGGAUCUCAGCCUUCGGAUCAGGAGGAGCUUCUUGUUGGAACCCACCACCAUGAUCUCACCAACAGUAGCCUACCCUCCCCACCUUCACUUGUGUUGGGGCAGAGUUCGACUGGGCGUUGGCAGGGAAGGAGAGGAUACAGAACCAGGGAGGUGCAGAAGAACAGAUGGAAAGAAGUGGAGGUGCUCUAAGGAGGCCUUCCCAGGCUCCAAGUACUGUGAGAAGCACAUGCACAGAGGCAAGAACCGCUCAAGAAAGCCUGUCGAGAUGUCUUUGGCCGACAACCUCUCCACCACUGCCCAGCCGCCUUCCUCCUUCUCCUCCUCCACCACCACCAAAUCCUCCACCUCCAAUACCCCCUGUCAUCACCAUCCUUAUCAUCUCCCUGUCCCAGCACCGGAAGUUUCCAGUUUCCUGACGUGUCCCUCUUCAAAAUCUCAGCAUAACACACCAACCUACAACUCAGCUGACAUUGCCUACAGGUUUGCACUCGCUCCUCUCUCUCUCUUCACUCAGUAUGUCUCUAACAACUGCAACAACAGGUACCAGCACGGAAUGAAGAGCGUUGAUGAACACUUCUCAGAAACUGCAGGAGGUGAAAGGAAGAAUUCUUCGCGAUUUAGGCCGCUGGGAAUGAAUUCUUUGGUUGGAAAAGGACAUAUGGCCUUCGUUCCUCAGCAAAGCACUUCCUCCCACUCCAGAAUAGAUCUUCCAAGGGAAGAAAAACCACAACAUUGCUUCGUUUUGGGUACUGACCUCAAGCUGGAGAAACCUGCAACAGUGGAGUCCAAACAGAAGCCCCUUCUCCAUUUCUUGGAUGAGCGGCCUACGACGAGCAACACCUUGUGCUUGGAUUCCAAGGCAGAUCAUUCCAAGACCCAGCUUUCCAUCUCCAUCCCAGUGGCCUAUCAUGACUUCCCGGCCUUCAAAUCUGGAUUCAACAGAGAAUGGACCUGAUAGCCCCUCGUCCUGCAAGUUGGGUAUCUCAAGAGCUCAUCAAAGCACCAUGUUUCUUGUGUUCUGAUCACUGUUUCGUGUUUGAUCCAUAAAUAUUAAUUACUACGGCGUCUUUGGUUUGUCUACAAUGUAUCCUUAGAACAGCUUCUUCAACUAUAUGAAGAACCAAAGAGGCAGCCGACUGAGAACGCUAUAGAACUUCAUCUGUCACUUUCAAGCUUUGCAUAAACUGUGAUCACUAUGAACUCCGGUUGGAACUAAUUCGCAGGUACUCAUUUUGGAGUCAAUAAACCCUGCUGUCCAU
This is a messenger RNA of Musa acuminata subsp. malaccensis (wild Malaysian banana), 2279 nucleotides long. The record is from RefSeq and is a predicted model, not a curated record. NCBI's taxonomy places the organism in Eukaryota, Viridiplantae, Streptophyta, Magnoliopsida, Zingiberales, Musaceae.